Messenger RNA from Myotis davidii, 2072 nucleotides. It is a transcript of the gene TLE6, whose product is annotated as transducin like enhancer of split 6. The record is from RefSeq and is a predicted model, not a curated record. The coding region runs from base 97 to 1959 and encodes 620 amino acids. The transcript is spliced from 16 exons. Gene Ontology annotation, molecular function: transcription corepressor activity; protein binding. Gene Ontology annotation, cellular component: transcription regulator complex; nucleus. Lineage: Eukaryota; Metazoa; Chordata; Mammalia; Chiroptera; Vespertilionidae. Gene Ontology annotation, biological process: negative regulation of canonical Wnt signaling pathway; regulation of DNA-templated transcription.
UUCCUCUUGGCCUGAACUUGGCUGACCUCCGCGGUUUCCUUCUGGCUCCUCUGAGCCUCUAUUGUAAGGGAGAGUCCUGGUGAGUACUACCUGAAGAUGACCUCUUCUGGCCAUCCCAGCCCCCAGGGGCACCCUCCAUGGAUGGUGAAGCCCCCAGGAACUUUGGCUCCUCAUGAGGCCAACACUCCAGGCCUGAGCACUCAGGACAUUCUGGCUCAACUGAAGAAGCAGUUCCCCAGGUUCCCUCCUCACCUGCGGGCACAGGUGGACAGCCUUUACUACUUGCUCCAGAAGAUUCGGCGCGAUCUACAGGAACAUCACAGGCAGGCAGAACAUUUUCGACAGUUCAUAGAGACGUGCAACCAAUCCCUGGGCUUCCAGCCAGGGGAGGCUGACCAGGACGCCUGGGGACCCGCCAGUACCAAGGUUUCCCAGCACCCAAGGGUCAAGCCCCCACAGCCCUCCGGUCUUCAGGGGCCAGACUUCAAAGACGUCAUGGCCACAAGGUCAUCUGACUGGCACCAGCAGUCCUCUGGAGUGGACGACUCCCCGGCUCACCAGCUGGACACACGGCCGGCUGGGGACUCUGAGCCCCAGUUUUGGCAGGAUGUUCUGACCCAGCAACUCUGGCAGAUGUUUGCCGGGACCCAUGAUAAGGUGGACCCAUCGAGACACAGGCGUGAGUCUCCCCUAGGUUGGGAAGUGGGCGGCCUCGGCACGCGUGGAGGGCGGCGCAGGCUGAACCGUGUCUUUCUCCUGCCUCUCCCCAUCCCUUCCUCCCCUCCCUUCGUCACAGCGAGAGAGCAGAUGCCAGGCAUGGAGAGCCAGAACGUAGGACCGUUCUACUUUGGAGCAAAACCCUAUACCGAAGAUGCUUUGGGUUUCCCAGAAGGGAGCAUAGGGCCAGGCAUGGCACCAGGGGUGAUGCUGUCCCGUGUGGCCCAGGAGCCUGCUAGGACAACCUAUCGCUUCUUGAAGCCCAUAUGCUGGGACCCUGAGGACUUCGAAGUCACAUGGAAGAGGCCAGAUGCCUUGCCCUGGCAACCCAAGAAGCUGGCCCUCCCACACAGAAUGAAGCUGAUGCGGACGCUGAAGCACGGGGAGUCCGUGCUGGCCACCGCGGUGAGCAGCUUCACGCGGCACGUGUUCACCUGCAGCAGGAGUGGCGUCAAGGUGUGGAGCCUGGUCGGCCAGAAGGUGGAGGACAGAUUCCCCGUCAGCCACCUGCGUGUCCAGACCCCGGGGGCCUACCUGCGCACCUGCCUGCUGUUCUCCAACAGCACGACGCUGCUGACGGGCGGCCACAACCUGGCCAGCGUGAGCGUUUGGGACCUGAUGGCGCCCUCCCUGCACAUACGCGAUGAGCUACCCGCUGCAGAUCUCACUUGUCAGGCCCUGGCUGCCAACCUGGAGGACAGCCUGGCCUUCGCCAGCUUCACCGAGGGCACCAUCAGGAUCUGGGACUUGCGGGACCACAGUGUGGUCAGGGACCUGCCAGGCCCUUCGAACGGAGCCAAGAGCAUUGUUGUCAAAGACAAUAACAUCUGGACCGGGGGUCUCGAUGCCUGCCUGCGGUGCUGGGACCUGAGGACCAAGGAGCCCCGGGAAUACCAAUUUGAGUCUCAGAUAAUAAGCCUGUCCCCCAGCCCCCGGGAGGACUGGGUUCUGGUGGGCACAGCCAAUGGCCAGCAGUGGCUGCAGUCCACCCUCGGGGGCCAGAAGCACAUGGUGGGCUGUAAGAACAGCACCAUCCUCGGUCUCAAGUUCUCCCCUCUCGGCCAGUGGUGGGUGAGCGUGGGGAUGGACAACCUGGUCAGCAUCUACAGCAUGCCCAGAGGAACCUUGCAGUUCCAGGUUCCCGAGAGAACUUCCGUCAUGUGCUGUGACGUUUCCUCUAACAACCGCCUGAUCGCCACGGGGUCCAGGGACCAUGCCUCGGUGUACCAGAUCAUGUACUAAGGGGCUCACUGCUGCCAUCUCAACUCGGGGUCCUUCCCCCCCCAAUGAGGGGGAAGCGGUGGAGGGUCAUGAUGGGUGGGCCGGUGAUCUUUGUCACGUGUAAUAAAGCAACU